AAUUUCAAGAAAUUUUUAAUAAAUGGAUGCUGAAGACCAACAAUUUGUUUUGCAACAAGAUGAGGACGAGAUAUCUACAAUAUCUGAUGGCAACUCGACACUUUGCACCAUGUGUGUUGAAGAACCCGAUUCAACGGCUGUUUCAUAUUGUGAUGAAUGUCAAGAAAACUUGUGUGAAAUGUGUGCAUUUUUUCAUGGGAGGCAAAAAACAACUCAAAAUCAUCAGCUAACAGGCAUUGAAAAUUCAAGAACAUUGGAAAUAAGAUAUCUUCUGCCAGAUCUAGAAGGUGAAAAAAUGGAUAAUGGUAAGAUGGAUGAUUUACUUGUAAAACACAUCUCCGAAGAAAUGGAUUUUAAAGGACUGUUGUUUGAUCGUCUGUUACAACGGUGUGAUGAUGUAAAAAUGGAAACAAAUCUUCAUUCUCAGGACAUUUCAACUGAAAUUAAUUCUCAUUUUGACAAAUACAUUGAAUCUUUGGAGAAACACAGGACUGAACUUCUGAAGCAGACGAGAGAAAUGUCUAUGAAGCACACAGAAUUUAUUGCAAGUCAACAAUUGGUUCUCUCGAGCUUACAAGAAAAUGUUGAAGAAGUUAAGAAAAUACUGAAAACAAUGACCCCGGGGGUAGAUGAGAACAGUGGGGACUGGAAUAGAUUGUCCAAGCUUCUGAUGACAAUACGACAAGCCAAAGUUCACGUGACAUCUCUAGAAACAAAAUUCUGUCCGGAGGCUGAUGGUCCCAUCAUUGGCCAAUACCAGUUCUACGGCCAAAUAUUCAGCGGACACUUGUGUCCAGCGAAAUGCUACUUAGACUAUUCUGGGUUAGAGACGGCAAGGGUCAGACAGAAAGCAUUAGCCAUACUUCAUACUUUACAACAGGAAGGAAAAUUGUUUCCCUGCCAGGCGAAAGUCCGGGUUAAAAUAAUAGAACCAUCAGGAUCUGUUUGUAAACCAAAAGAAGUAAGAAACAACAUGGAUGGAACUUGGACGAUAGAGCUUUUACCAUACGAAACUGGAAAACAUGUGCUCUACAUCACAGUUGAUGGAAAGCCCAUUAAAACAAAAUCUGUGGUUUUCCACGUGAAGCACAGUUGGCGAGAACACAUCGGCAGAUGGCAUUGUUGUUCCGUCUGCUCCGGAGACAUGAAGAAUGAUGAACCGUGUACAUACGGAUCUUCUUUAACAGGCGAUUACUGUUGCAGUCAUGAUUCUAUCAUCCACCCUGGGGGUCCACAUUGGACAUGCUGUGGUAAACUGACGAAACACUCCGAAUGUGAUACACGUACCCGGAGAAAAAGACUAAAUCCGACUAAUUCAUACACCAGACCACGGUCAAAAUGCAGUUUUGAUCUCGGUCUUAUGAACUCUGUUAUCAAGGAAGUUACUUUGUAAAUGUUCGCAAUACUAUACAUUUAUAAACAGGGUCCGAUAUCUUUUUGACAGGUCUUAUAUCCCACUCAGCGGUCCAACAUCGACUUCUGGGCCGCUCAGUAAUAAUUGGAAUUAUAGAUCUUUUUUUAGUACAGAUUUAUAUAGGAAACGAUUUUUACAGGUACAACAGUGAGUAUAAUAACCGUGGGUCUCGACAUUAGCCUAGACAAAAAUAGUUUCUGCACUACAUUUGAAUUAAGCACAGGGUUAGACAAGUUCGAAAUUUCUUUCAAUACGGGCCAUUA
Saccostrea echinata is the source of this 1677-nucleotide messenger RNA. Its product is annotated as E3 ubiquitin-protein ligase TRIM45-like. Gene Ontology annotation, cellular component: nucleoplasm; chromatin. Gene Ontology annotation, molecular function: protein binding; zinc ion binding; ubiquitin-protein transferase activity. Gene Ontology annotation, biological process: positive regulation of DNA-templated transcription. NCBI's taxonomy places the organism in Eukaryota, Metazoa, Mollusca, Bivalvia, Ostreida, Ostreidae. The coding region runs from base 23 to 1393 and encodes 456 amino acids. The transcript is spliced from 5 exons. The record is from RefSeq and is a predicted model, not a curated record.